Paramisgurnus dabryanus is the source of this 1862-nucleotide messenger RNA. It is a transcript of the gene ftr92, whose product is annotated as finTRIM family, member 92. NCBI's taxonomy places the organism in Eukaryota, Metazoa, Chordata, Actinopteri, Cypriniformes, Cobitidae. Gene Ontology annotation, molecular function: zinc ion binding; protein binding. The record is from RefSeq and is a predicted model, not a curated record.
GAAAACGAAACUAAACUGCUUGUGUUUCUCUUUAAUCUGAACUUUAAUUUCUGCAAAUGGAAGAACAGCCGGACUCAGACGUGUGCUCUGUUUGCCUCCAGGACCCUCAGGCCAUAAGUUGCCCUCAGUGCAGACAGACCUCCACAUCUGGGACAGAUCCGGGUCAAUCCGUUCUCUCAAUAGCAGAAAGACUGGAACGGACAGAUCUGCAGACAGGUGAAGGCCAAGCAGAGGCUGCAGAUAUGGAGGGUGACGCCUGUGCUGUUAGGAACGAGAGAGCCAUGAACUCAUGUCUAGAGUCUUUGGCCUCUUCCAGUACAUACACUGACCUCAGCACAGGUGCAGCACAGUUACCUGAGGACAACACUGAGAGAAUCCAGGUGGAGAUCCAGUGCUCCCAGCAUGAUAAACCUCUGGAGGUUUACUGUCGCACUGACCAGCAGUGUAUCUGUUUCCUCUGUCUGCUGGAUGACCACAAUGGUCAUGAUGCUGUCUCAGUUGCCACAGGGCGUGCAGAGAAACAGAGACAGCUGGAAGAGAUCAAGAAGAAAGUUGCAGAUCGAGAGACUGAACUGAACGACAUCAAAAAAUCUACAGACAUCCUCCAGAACCUGAAUCAGGCUACAGAGGAAGAAUGUGAUCGAAUCUUCACAGAACUUAUAGACUUUAUACAGAUGAGUCACACAGAGACGAUUACACUUCUCCAGAGUCACACGAGAGUUGAGAUGGAGAGGAUCCAGGGACAUGUGGACGGUCUCGAAGAGAUGAUCUCUGAACUAAAGAGAAAACAUUCAGAGCUGGACCAGCUAUCACACACUGAUGAUCACAUCUCUUAUCUUCAGAAGAUUCAGUCUUACUGCUCCACUUCUCCACAUGAGGACUUCUCCAGUCUCACCAUAAACCCACACUUCUCUUUUGGAGAGAUCAUUAAAUCUCUCUCCUCAUUGACAGCACAGAUACAGGACAUAUGGAGAUUGGAAAUCAGCAGGACAUUCUCAGCAGUAAAAAGAGAGCAGAUCUUACUGCCCACCAAACCUAAGACCAGGGAAGACUUUCUAAAGUUUCUGGUUCCCUUGAGUUUGGAUUCAAACACAGCCCAUAGGAACCUCUGCUUAACCGAGCAGAACCGAAGCGUGACGUGCAGAACUGGACCGCAGUCGUACCCAGAACAUCCGGACCGUUUCCAGUGGUGGGCACAGGUGCUGACCAAUGAAGGUUUGACGGGACGCUGUUAUUGGGAGGUGGCCUGGACCGGCCUGCAUGGGGUGGACAUAGCAGUAGCCUACAAAGACAUCAGGAGAACCGGGGACGGAGAUGACAGUGGGUUCGGAUACAACAAACAUUCCUGGAGUUUGGACUGUUCUUUAUACAGAUGUGCAUUAGUGCACAAUAACACAGAGACGGAGAUCCCCGGACCCGUAUCUAACCGGAUCGGUGUUUAUCUGGAGCACAGAGCUGGACUUCUGUCCUUCUACAGCAUCACCGAUACCAUGAAACUCCUACACAGAGUCCACAACAGGUUCACACAACCCAUUUAUCCAGGAUUCGGCCUCCUUCAGGGCUCAACUGCAAAAUUUUGUUUGCCAGAAUAAAACUUUAAAAAUUUUUAUAAAUCAAGAGGUAGAUGACAUCAUCAGGAGCGCAUACAAAAUAAGAAAAGAAUUCAAAGCAAUAUAUAAACAUCAUAAUCUGUUCUGCUUUUCUAUUAUAAAACUUGUGUUCUGGGUUAACAUUAUUUUUGGUUAUUUUCAGGUGAUGGUUUUAAACUGAAGCUGUUAAAAAAUAAGAAACGUUGAAUGAGGUGAGAUGUACAGUAGGAUUUUUUUCUUUUAAACUUGACCGCUGUUUAAUUUCACUGUAUA